AUGGAGGGCGAAGGCAACGCCAGCUCUACAGGACCGGGGGCGAUGCCGCCAAGGCCAGUAGACACAGCCUCUGCAGCUCCACCAGCACCGCCUGCCAUGGCAUCUCAAGCCCCAGCAGCACCAACAGCCACAGCUGCUGCUCCCACCGCGCCAGACAGCAUCCCCAGGCCUCCUCCAAAGCCGUAUGAGUCUGCUGCCGCACCAGGAAGCAGCCCUGCCAGCUUUUCCGAGCCUUUCGUCCCGAAGCAGCCGGUUCGGGAGGACAUGGUUCGGCAGGCCGUGAGCUUCCUCUCCAACCCUAAGGUCCGGAGCUCCCCGGUUCGGUUCCGCCGAGCCUUUCUGGAGCGCAAGGGCAUGUCAGCUGAGGAGAUUGAUGAAGCCUUUAGACACUGCCCUGACCCCUCAACAGGGUCAGAGGACGUGGAGGUGGGCUCGUCUUCCCAGCCCCUGCCUGCUGCUCGCAAGACCCCUGCUGCCACCACCGCUGCUGCUGCAGAGCCACCUGCCGCUGCCGCUCCCCCUCCUCCUGCUGCUGCUGUUGCUCCUGGUCCGCAGCAGCAGGCACAGGCGCAGCAGGCGUUUUCAUGGUCCAAGCUGGCAGUGGCUCUGGCUGUUGUGGGGGCGGGCACUGCCGGAACAGCUGCCGUUGCAAAGCGACUCGUGCUCCCGCGCCUCAAGACCUGGCUUCAGGAAACUGCAGCACAGGAGUCGUCCAAGAAAGGCAAGCGCCGAGACAAGCAGGCAGCGAAAAAGAUCAGCAAGGGGAAGAAGGCGAGCAGGCGACGAGGGCAGGGUACAGACCCAGACAAGCCGGAGGAAGAACAGGAGGAUGGGAAGGAGGAGGUAGAGGCAGAGGAGGAGAGGAGCAGUGACAGCAGCAGCAGCUCUAGCAGCAGCAGUGAGUCAGAGACAGGGGAUUCAGAGAGUGAGGAGGAGAGGGGGAAGGGUAGGAGGGGGAAAGGAAGGCGCAGUGGAGGGAGGAAAGGGAGGAGGGGAAGCAGGAGGGAGCGAGGCAGCAAGGAUGAGUCACAGGCAGCACUGUUACGGGCAUUAGAAGCCAUGACUGCAGAGGUGCAGCAGCUCAAGGCCGCCAACGCUGCUGGCUCUGCUGGUGCUCCUGGUGCCGGUGUUGUGGGAGCAGCAGCGGCUGGCAUUGCUGCUGCGGGCUCAGACAUGCGCUCUGCCGUGGCAUCUCGCCAGCCCACCCAGCAGCACAGCAGCGACGCCCCAUACACCCAGUCCUAUUUGGCUCAGUCCUACUCCCCCCAGCCCUACUCUGCCCAGCCGUGGCGGCCGUCGAGUGCCCCCUCGCCCUCUUCAGCCUCUUCUGCUCUGGGCGUCGGCAGUAGCACUGCCCCUCCUGGUGCGCCUGGUGCGCCAGGUGUAGGUUCAUCUGGUGCAGGGGCAUCUAACGGCCCUCUCCAUCCCAAGUCAUUUUAUGAGGUGAUGGAAAUGGUGAAGCGGGGAGAAACGCCACCAGGAAUCAAGGACAUCAACGACAAGCCCUCCAAUCCCGAGCAGCCCCCGUCUGACUCCCGCCUGACUCGCCCUCUCAAGCCUUGGGAGUCUGGAGCAGCACAGCAGGGACCCGGCACCACCUCACCAGCAGCAGCAGUGCCAGCAAGAGGAGCAGCAGGAGCAGCAGCAGGAGUAGGAACACGAGCAGCAGGAGGAGGGUUCCCAGCGGGGGGUCAAGCAAGCAGGCCACAGUCUGCUGGCAUGAGCUCUGCUAACCCGGCCUACCCACCCAACCAGCCAUACCCUUACGGACCUAGUCAGCCUUACACAGCCAGCCAGCCGUACCAAACCAGUGCCCCAUACACGAGCAACCAGUCGUACCAAGCCAAGCAGCCUUACCAAACCAACCAGCCAUACCAGCAGCAGCAGCAGCAGCAGCAGCAGCAGCAGUUUGGGCACCCGUCUGCUUACAACCAGGGUGCCAUGGGUUCAGCUUAUGGGGCUACUAACGGGGGUGACUAUAACGGAGGGAUGGGCUAUGCUGGUGUGAGUGGUGGUGCUGGUAACGGCUCUGUGGAUGAGGCUCCCUGGUCCCGCCGCCCGCCUGCCACGUCAUCAUCAGCUGCUGCUGCUGACUCAGCAGCCGCAGCCGCUGCCUCUGGAAUGUUCUCCAAUUCUCCCAGUGGAGAAGCAUCAGGGGGUGCAGCCGUGGAGACAGAAGUGGGAGCAACAGUGGGUAUCUCAGGUGGCUCAUCAGGUGUCCCAUCAGGUGUCCCAUCAGGUGUCCCAUCAGGUGGACCAUCAGGGGGCGCAUCAGGUGGAGGGGGGUGGAGGCCACCAGCACUUCUGAAGCCGGUGCUGCCAGAAGCAGCCACAGCCAUCCGCCAUUCUCCGCGCGCAGCAGCCGCGGGGGAUGCGGGUGACGCCCCGAGGGAGCAGGCGGAGUGUGUGUUGGUGGGCGCGGGCGUGGUGCAGCGGGAAAAGGAAAGGGGCGGGGGAGCGGAGACUGGCAGUUACAUGCCAUUGCCGGGUGUGGUGGCGGAUUUUGAGGCGCAGGCGAGGGAGCAGGCGGAGUGUGUGGUGGUGGGCGGGGGGAUGGUGGGGCUUGGAGGGGAGAGAAGCGGGGGAACAGCCCCUGGCGAGGCCGUUGCAGGGCUGGCUAUGUCGCCACCCGUGGAUUUCGAAGCGCGGGAGAGGGAGCAGGCGGAGUGUGUGGUGGUGGGCGCGGGCGUGGUGGGGCUGGCGGUGGCGCGCGCGCUGGCAGUGGCGGGGCGGGAGGUGGUGGUGGUGGAGGCGGGGAGCGGAGUGGGGGGCGGUAUCAGCUCGCGCAACAGCGAAGUGAUUCAUGCGGGGCUAUAUUACCCACAUGGGUCGCUCAAGGCACGGCUGUGUGUGGAGGGGCGGCGGCAGCUGUAUGCUUUCUGUGAGGACAGGGGGGUGCCACACCGCAGGGUCGGCAAGCUGGUGGUUGCCACGUCAGCAGACCAAACUCACGCGGAGGGCAACGGGGUGGAGGGGCUUCAAAUGGUGGGCAGGGAGGAGGCAAGCCGGGUGGAGCCACGAGUGGAGUGCCAGGCUGCGCUGCUGUCGCCGCACACUGGCAUCGUGAACUCACACGCACUGAUGCUCGCCCUUCAGGCAGAGGCAGAAGCAGCAGGUGCUGUAUUCGCUUUCAACUCAGCCGCAGUGGGCAUUCAGGCCAACCCAGCCGACCGCUUCCCACUCCUCACCACCAUCCGAACAUCCUCGCCUACCAGCAGCAGCAGCACUGCCACUACUACCACCAUCACCAGCAGCAGCAGCACCACCACCACCAUCACCACAACCACGUUGCUGUGCUCGCGCUAUUUAGUGAACGCAGCUGGGCUCGAGGCUGUUCCUCUCGCUCACCGCACCCACCUCACAGAGGCUCCCAUCAAACCGCAACUGCCACCCCUCCGCCUCCCUCCUCUCUACCUCGCCCGAGGGCAUUACUUCGCCCAUUCUGGCCCACCACCCUUCUCCCGCCUCGUGUACCCGCUGCCGGAGCCGGGGGGCCUGGGCGUGCAUGCCACCGUGGACCUCGCCGGUCGAGUGCGGUUCGGCCCCGACGUGCAGUGGUUGCACGCGGUGCCACUCUCUGCUGCCCAUGGCAUGCCCAUCAGCUACGACUACUCAGUGGACCCUGCAAGGGCCGAGUCGUUCUACUCGGCGAUCUGCAAGUACUUCCCGACACUGCAGCCCGGCUCUCUGCAUGCGGACUAUGCGGGCAUUCGACCCAAACUCACCGGCCCGGGGGAACCCGCUGCUGACUUCUUGAUUCAGGGCGGCUCUCUACAUGCGGACUAUGCGGGCAUUCGACCCAAACUCACUGCUUCUGGGGAACCUGCUGCUGACUUCUUCAUUCAGGCCUCAUCCACCUUCUCGGCAUAG
Messenger RNA from Closterium sp. Naga37s-1, 3870 nucleotides. The record is from the annotation of a GenBank genome assembly. NCBI's taxonomy places the organism in Eukaryota, Viridiplantae, Streptophyta, Zygnematophyceae, Desmidiales, Closteriaceae.